Messenger RNA from Plasmodium reichenowi, 3345 nucleotides. Its product is annotated as tetQ family GTPase, putative. Bases 1 to 3345 code for a protein of 1114 amino acids. The record is from RefSeq and is a predicted model, not a curated record. NCBI's taxonomy places the organism in Eukaryota, Apicomplexa, Aconoidasida, Haemosporida, Plasmodiidae. Gene Ontology annotation, molecular function: GTPase activity; GTP binding. Gene Ontology annotation, biological process: ribosome disassembly; mitochondrial translation. Gene Ontology annotation, cellular component: mitochondrion. The transcript has a single exon.
AUGUUUAAAAGAGUUUGCGUAUAUAAAAAUUCCUUUUGGAAAUAUAAAAAACGAUUUUUUAGUAAAAAAUUAGUAAACAUAGGGAUUUUGGCACAUAUUGAUGCAGGGAAAACAACAAUAUCUGAAGAUAUAUUAUAUCAAUCUAAAGAGAUAAAGGUUAAGGGUAAUAUAAAUGAUCAGAAUACGCAGUUAGAUUUUUUAAAACAAGAAAGAGAAAGAGGAAUUACUAUUAAGAGUGCUUAUUCAUGUUUUGAAUGGCAUAAAAUAAAAGUAAAUUUAAUUGAUACACCUGGACAUAUAGAUUUUAGUAAUGAAACCUUUAUAUCAUUAUGUGUAUUAGAUAAAUGUAUUAUUGUUAUAGACUCUAAAGAAGGAGUACAAAUUCAAACGAUAAAUAUAUUUCGAUACAUUAAAGAAAAUCUUCCUAUCUAUUUUUUUCUAAAUAAAAUGGAUAUAAAUCAUAUAGAUAUUGAUUCUAAUUUUUUGAGUAUAAAAAAUCGAUUAACUAAAAAAGGAUUACUUAUAACAUAUCCUAUAUAUGAAAAUAAAAAAUUAAAAUAUAUACUAGAUAUCCCUUCUAUGGUUUUAUAUUCUUAUCCACAAAUUAAUUAUGGUCAAACCUUUAUGUAUAAUUCUUACUUUUUAAAAACUUUAUUAGAAGGAAGUUUAUAUGAAAAGAAAUUAUAUUCUCAUUUUGUUAUGAUAAAUCCUAAACCAGAUACUUUAUCAAAAGAAAAUAAAAACAAAAACAAUAUAAAUAUUCUUAAUGUUUUAAAUGAUGAUAUUAUAGAUUAUAUUAUAAAAAAGAGAGAAGAAAUUAUAGAAAUUUUAUGUGAUUUAGACAAUACUAUUGAAUAUAAGUAUUUAAAUAAUAUACCAAUUUCAUAUGAACAUUUCAAAAAUUCUUUAUCUUUAUGUAUUGAUAAAAAGUACAUAUUUCCCAUUUUUUCUGGAAGUGCCCUGCAUUCAUAUGGUGUACAUAUAUUGUUAGAUUAUAUAACACAUGAUAAUGAGAUGGAGAAGGGGAUGAAAAACGGGAUGGAAGAGGAGAACGACGUGGAGAUGGAGAAGGGGAUGAAAAACGGGAUGGAAGAGGAGAACGUCGUGGAGAUGGAGAAGGAGAGAGAGAUGAACCAUAAUAAAGAAAGAACAAAUAAUAAUACAAAUGAAACCCCUUUUUUAUCUUACGAAAAAAUAAAUAAAGACAAGUACAAUAUUUAUCAAAACAAAAAAUGUGGCAACAAUUCAGACAUGUAUCAUCCAUAUGAUACAACAUAUAACCAUAACAAUCUUAUAAAAAACACAGAUAUUAUAAAGAACAAUAUAAUUUUUAAUAAUAAAAAAGCAUUCAACUCUAUAUAUAAAACCAUAAUAUUUAUAUUCAAAUUAGCAAAUGAAAAAAAUGGGUUCAAUACAUUCUGUAAAGUAUUUAAAGGGAAACUAAGCAAAAACACCAAAUUGUUAAAUCUAAGAAAUAAAAAAACAGAAAUAGUAAAAGGUAUUUAUAAAGUCAAAGCAGAUAGAUAUAUCACGACAAAUGUGCUAGAUACUAACGAUAUUGGUAUGGUAAGAGGUUUUGAAAAUAUUAUUCUAUGUGAUAUAAUUUGUGAGAAGGACGAUGAAAAAUCAUCCCAUAAUAAUAAUGAUUUUCCGAGUGAAGAUCAAAUGACUCACCAUAAUAAACAGAACAAUGAAUAUAGACAUAGGAAUCAUAUAGAAAAUACUUUCAAUGAGUUAUAUCACAAAUCGUAUAAAGAAGAUGAAAAGAAUCAUGCUCUUCUUGAAGGAACAUAUUCACAGAAUAAUUUAUUUAUUGGACAUAAUGAUCUUCCCCCCUUCAGUGAUAUAUAUAAAUUAUUAAAAGAUGAAAUACCAAAUAAACAAUGGUUGUAUUUUUUAAAAAGUUAUAAAAAACGGAUUGGUAAAAAUAUCAUAGUAUGUACAUGUGCUAUAGAACCAAAGGAAUAUAAAAAAGAAAAAGAUUUAAAAAAUAUUUUAAAACAAAUAUGUUUAGAAGAUAAUAGCAUCUUGGUAUUUACUGAUAAAAAUAAUAAAUUAGUUAUUGGUUCUAUAGGAAUAUUAAAUAUCGAAGUUAUUAUAGAUAAAAUAAAGAAUGAUUAUAAUAUAGAUAUCAAAACGAGUCCAGUUGAAAUUAUCCAGAAGGAAUAUAUUCAAGGAUAUUAUGAAAAUAGUAUAAAAAAGGAAAUGAAAGUUGGUUCAUAUAUUUCUACUAUUAUAGUUGGAUUUGUUAUAAAAGAAAAAGAUGAAUUUAUAGAUAUUUCUAGUUAUGUACAAAAUGUAUUAAAACAUGAAAAAAUUUCCCACUUUUUAUCAUCUGAAGAAAGAAUACAAAAUAAUAUAUACAAUAAUAAAUAUAAUAAUAAUAAAUUAAAUAUUCCAGAUAACCUGGAUAAAGGUAACAAUUUGUUAUUAUAUGAUGAUAUACGUUUUGAAGAUAAUAAAAAAAUGUAUAUAUCCACAACAAAUGAUGAUAGGCAAAAUUAUGAUGAACACGAUAAUAUUAACAUAUUGGAUAAUAUGGAAAUAAAAGCAAUUACAGAAAAGGAUAGAAAAAAAAAUUAUCUAUACAAUAACUUAAAGUUAGGUAAUUCAAAAUCUAUGUAUGAUACCAAGGGUGUUAAAAAUUCGGUUCAUAAGUAUAAUGAUAGUCAUGACAAGAUACACUUGAAGGAUAAUAUAAAGGAUCAUCCUCCUCAUAAACAAAGUAUUGAUGAUGAACCUGAACUACUUUGUGACGAUGAUAAUGAUGAUGUUGAUGAAUAUCUCUUAAACUUUAAUUAUGAUACUUUAUUUGAAAACAGUGUUACAGUCCAUAAAGAUGUAUUAUUAUACAUUGACGAGUUAAAAAAAAUGAAUAAAAAAAAAAAAAAUGUCUAUGAUAAUAUUUUAAAUAGUUGUAUUAUAUCUUUAAAAAACUGUUUAAGUAAUGGAUAUCAUACUAAUGGAAAUAUUAUUAAUACCGAAAUAAUAAUAAAAAACUUAAAAAUAUUUGAUACUUCAACUACAGCUGUAGCUAAAUAUGCAUGUAAUCAUUUAUAUUAUGAAAUGAUAAAAAAAGCAAAUAUACAAAUAGUUAAUCCUUUAUCAUUAAUUUUAAUACAAACAGACGAAGCAUAUACUGGCAUCAUUGUAAAGGAUUUAAUACAAUAUAGAAACGGGAAUAUUAUACAAAUAAUGAAAAAUAAAGAAUCAGAUUUUAAACUUAUGAAAAUAUAUGCAAUAAUUCCAGUGAAGUUUACACAUAAUUACUCUUCCAUUUUACGAUCUAUAUCUAGUGGACAUGCUAACUUUCUUAUGACUUUUUGUGGUUAUAAAAAAUGUUAA